AUGUAAGGAAACGAAGAUAUUAACAAAGUAUACACUUUGGAGAAAACCUUGGGAGAGGGAGCCUUUGGAAUUGUGAAGAGAGCUGUCAAAAAGAGCACAGGUGAACAUUUCGCCGUGAAAAAUAAUUAACAAGGAAAACCUUAUCAAACGAAGACCUAAGUGGAAAUCCUUACUCAAAUUGAUCAUCCCAAUGUUGUGAAAUUGUAUGAGAUUUAUGAAGAUGACACAUACUUCUAUAUGGUCUUGGAAUUGAUGACUGGCGGAGAGCUAUUUGAGAGAAUAGUUGAAAAAGAUCACUUUAGUGAGAAGGAAGCAGCUGCAACACUCAGACCAAUUAUUGAUGCACUUGCUUAUUGUCACAAAAUGGGAAUUGUGCAUCGAGACCUCAAACCAGAAAAUCUACUAUACUCAACCAUGGAACCUGGAGCCCUCUUAAAAGUUAGUGAUUUCGGACUUGCUCGUUUCGUUGGUUCAGAAGAAGUCAUGAUGACUCAAUGUGGUACUCCAGGUUAUGUGGCUCCCGAAAUCAUCAAUGGCAAAGGAUACACAGAAGCCAUCGAUUUCUGGUCUGUCGGUGUUAUUCUCUAUAUCAUGUUGUGUGGAUUUCCCCCUUUCUAUGACGAAGAUAACGACAAGCUCUUUUAAAUGAUCAAAACGGGAACCUUUGCUUUCCCAUCACCCUACUGGGAUCAAAUUAGCAAUGAAGCCAAGGAGUUAAUCAAAGGCCUUUUGACCAUUGACCCAGCCAAAAGACUCACCACUGACAAAAUCCUUAAACACCCCUGGCUCCUCAAUAACACCCACAAAUCUAUUGUCAAUCUUCAAGCCAAACUCAAAGAUUAUCGUGCCUCCAAGAAAAUCAAAAGAAUCGCAAAUGUCCUCACCAUUGCUAGAGGAUGGGGUAAGAUGGCCUAAGUUAAGAAAAAUUGAUAUCAUUACAAAUAAAUAAUUAUAUAUAUAUAAA
This is a messenger RNA of Paramecium tetraurelia, 964 nucleotides long. RefSeq lists its product as uncharacterized. The transcript has 9 exons. Lineage: Eukaryota; Ciliophora; Oligohymenophorea; Peniculida; Parameciidae. The record is from RefSeq and is a predicted model, not a curated record. Gene Ontology annotation, biological process: protein phosphorylation. Gene Ontology annotation, molecular function: protein kinase activity; ATP binding.